GGUACGGUAAGUCAGCACGCACUCAACCCUCCGGGAUAUUUUCCUACCAGGCGCCAUCCAAUGUGUUCUGGACGCAUGUUGUGCUGUUCUUGGGUUGUGUUUACACUCGUGUAGCCUUGAAAACAACCCGCGUCUGGGGGAUUUAUGGAGGUGGUCUAACUUCUGUCAUCGUGCUCAAGUCGGUCGCCAAACUUUUUCGGUGGGAGAGCCACUCGUCGGGAGGAUCAAACGGAAACCGCCGGCAGCCAUCGGACUUCCACCAAUGCAGGGGCUGCAUGAGAAAAAAUGUAAGGUAUAAGGGGAACAACCCAGUGCAGCAGAAUGCCAGUGAACAGGGAUGAGGCUUUCCCCACAUACACAGGAACACUUGGAGGUAACACAGGUGGACAAUGCACUGCGAGUGCAGGCAGAUGAGCCUCACCUGGUCAGUCUUGGCAGUGGUCGUCUGUCUACAGCUGUGACCAUCCUUCCUCUUCCACCAGGGAUUACAAAAAUAGGAACACGCCAUGCUGCAGAACAUCAGGAUAUCAUUAUUGAAGGCACGGGAGUAGGGGACCAUCACUGCUACAUAGAAAAUAUAAAUGGAGUCAUCACACUUCAUCCCAUUGCUGCAAUGUGUGCUAUUGAUGGAAAGAUGGUCAUACAACCCACAAGGCUUGCACAAGGUUCGAUGGUGGUGCUUGGCCGGUCCAACUACUUUCGUUUCAACCACCCGCAAGAGGCGAGAAAAAUCAAGGAUGCUAUGCAGCCCAACCAUCGUAUAUCCUGUGUUCCGCUUAAUUUUCUGCACGAGCUGGAAAGCAAUCCAGACUACGAUAAGAUGAUAUCAGAAGCUGAACAUCAGCGCAUGUCCCGAGGAUCCAGUGAUGGCUCCACUGGCUCUUCCCGCAGUGCAGAGCAUCUAGAGAGUGAAGACUUUGUCAACAAGGUUUGCAAGUUCGAGAUGAUGUCCCGAGGAAAAGUCACCUCACCAACGGUUAAAAGUCCACCAGCAGUGGCUACGGGUGGGAAGCUUCCUUCUUACUUUGGUGAAAAAGUGUUCUCUCGUGACACAGCCACAACGCGUGUGCCAGCAAGUGUGCUGCACAGUGCUGGUGACCGUGUGAUCAGCACGUGCAGUAGUGUGUCUUCCAAUUCUCUGACAAGUGUUUCCACUCUAAGCUGGAGCUCCGACUCAUCAGGAAGCAGCCGCUCGCUUACCUCCCCUCCUGUCACCCCACAAGGGACUCUCAGUCCUGGUUACUCAGGAGCAUUCUCACUCCUCUCACCCCAAGGCCACAUGCCGCAGGGAUUUGUAACUCUUGGAGAUCGUCGGCCUGAUGGCCGAGGCGAACCUCCACCUGUGGUGAUUCGUCCUGCUGGAGACAGCAUACAUCACAUCUCGUCCAGACCAGGCAUGGUAAAUGGGGAUUCUUCCACCUCAAGAGAAGGAUUUGGAAGUAUACAUUCAAAGGAAGGAUCAUCAGUGUCUUCGUUAAAUUCAUUGUCAGUAGAUGACUCAGGCACAAAAUCCAGCAACCGAAAUACGUUUGAAGGAAUGGAUUUUGAUUUGAGCCAGAUGACAGAAUCGGAACAGGAGCUGGCUCGCAGACAUCGAGAGAUUGUUGCCGAAAGGAAGAGAGAUCAAGAACAAGAAAGACUAGAGCGGCAAAGGUUGGAAGAGAUUCUACGUUUGUGUGCCGAAUACCAGCAGGAGGUAGAGUCAGGAAAAUCAGGUGCAGAACCUUUAACAAGACCAACUAAUGUUGUUACUUCUACGACCACCAGCUCAAAUUUAAGCAUGCCUAAUACAAAACAUCCUGCUUCUCCCUCGAGCGCUUUGACUUUGCUAGGAGGAGAAGUGUUUGAAAAAGAUCAGAAAGUUUUAAGAGAUGAUCAUGCACAAAGAGACCCUCAAGCCUGUGAAGGAGAGCGCAAGACAGCUGGUGAUCAUUGGAAUAAUGUGACCAAAAUUAAGACCAAUGGCUCUCUGAUACUGUCGUCUCCGAGCCAUACCCACAAGGAGGGUCUUUUCAGCUAUCAAAUGCGAAGGUGCGAGUCAAACUCCUCCACCUCAGAGGAUGAAAUGCUUGGCAGUUCAGAAGAUACUGGAACCAUCAAACGCCGUCCACAGCAUCCAGACCUCCCCGAGGAGCUUACUCCCACCGCUGAAUCCCCCAAUUCUGUUAACAUCUUCUCUAAAGUCAGUGUGCCUUCUGAUGGUAAAGCUGACCUUGUGCCUGUUCGAAUGGCACUGAUGUGGUUGAUUCUUCAAGUGUCACUCCCAGAUCAUCUAUUUAUUUAUCAGGGCAAACGCAGAAAGAUGUCAGUGUGGCUUCUGUGUCUUCCGUUUCUAAGGAUAGUCCAGUGUCUCCUGGACAGAGCCGCCUGGAUGAAAUUCUUAAUUCUUCUUUUGAAGCUGAGCGUGAGGCUGCAGAAUUUGGAGGUUAUGGAAAGUUCAGUGUGCAGCUUAAUGCGCAAGUUUCAAGAGAUGAUUCCCAAGAAUGGGAAGACGAGGAAGAUAGUGUGCACAGUGUCAGCAAGAGGAGUCACUCUUCAACUUCUUCUAGCAAAGGGAGUCACUCCUCUGCUUCCUCUUGCCACACCCUUCAAGACCACUCACCAGAAGUCACUGAUGGUAAAGAAGGCACACCCACACAUGAACAGCGAUUCUGAACAGGUGGAUGUGGAAGUCACAACUAGGGUGGUACAGGAUAAAUACAGUGUGUUUGAGUCUUCAUCAAGCAGCAUUCCUGUCCUCAACACCAGUGGUCACCUCAGACAUGCUGAGGUGACUGAGCUGAGCAGGCAGCAAAAUGAACUGACCAAACAGCUGGAGAGCUUGAAGAAAACCAAGUCAAAACUUCUGCAAAAGAUAGCAUCACUCAAGCAACAAAUCUCCGACAUUGAGACUCAGGAAAAUGAAGCAAUCAGAGAGUUGGAGAUGGAGCGAUCACUGCUUGAAGGAGAACACAAGACAGAAAUGGAGCAGCUGCAGGUUGACCAAGAACACAUCAAUGUCCUUAAACAGCAGCAGCAUGAUCUACUGGAGAACGCUGCACGCCAAAGAGAAAAGGAACAGCGGGCAAUUGAGCGGGAACGAGAGAAGCUACUUAUGCUGGAAGAGCGGCAGCAUCAGCUUUUGCAGCAGUUGAGGAGUACUCCUAAAUCCAACCACCAGCACCUCUGAACUGGCCACUCUUCGGGAAAGCCUACAGCGCGUGAACUUGAAAAUCAGCGCCGCAUCUUUGAUGAUUUGGAAUUUCAGCAACUAGAGGCAGAAGCAAGAUUUGAGGAGGAGAAAGAGAGGAUAAGUCACAAGCUUCUUCAGGACCAGACUCAGCUUCUGGUCAAGUAUAAAGCCCGGGAGGACCGUCUCCAGCAGAUCGACACUCAGCAGCGAGAAAUGCUCAACAAUGUCAAAAGCUCACUAGAGACCCUUGAGCAAGAGCGACUUAAACUGACAGAUGUUUUCAAAAAGGAAAAGCAGGCCUUGGCGGAUGUGCAAGCAGAGAUAGCAGAGGUGUCCCGCAUGCUCUCCCUCCCCGACACGGACCCCAGCGAUGACCCUUCCGCCUCCGCCUUCGAUUGUGAACUAGAGGACCAAGGCGACAGCAGUUCGCGACAUCUGCUUGUUGUGGAUGCAGUGGGGGUCGUGCGUCGCCCUGCGUCAGACACCUCGUCGGACGCUCGCAACAUUCUCCUCAGCAGCAGCAGCCUGUCUGACUGUGGCAGUAGUGGUAAGGAGGAGAGGAAAAAGUCCACCACUUUGCUGGAAAUUGAGCGCAAUAGAUCACUGUUCAUCGAGCAGCAAGGUGGCUUCAUCAUGGACCAAGAGCGACGACGAAUCGAAGAGUUGAGACGUCGAGCGGCUGACGAGGGCAAGGCCAUGUGGGAAGCGGAGCGCCGUCUACGGGAGGCCAACUGCAAGAGCUUCAACUCCAUCGAGUCGGAGGAUUCCAGUGUCUCCUCCAGCUGCGACACGCCUUCAGAAAAGGAAACAAGCCUUAGCGGAGGGGAAGAUAACCUGGAGAAGCUGGCGGAGUUGGAGAGGCUGUUGGCGCAGGCGCAGACAGAAAAAGUAAAGCUGGUGGAGGAGCAGGUCCGUUUGCGGGAGUCGGAGAUGGAGGCACUCACCAAAGAGCGUCAACGGAGCGAAGCUUUGGAGAGAGAGCUGCAAGCGGUCAAACUUCGAGAAAAAACUAUGCAACAGGCGAGGCCCCUGACGCGUUUCCUGCCCAACACCAGUCAGGACUUUGACCUGCGGCAGCACAUCGAGCGCAGCGGCCACCACCUGGACAUGUGUCCGCACGUCAUCGUCACCACCCACUCGUGUCGCGGCUUCCUGCACAAGAUGGGCGGCCGCAUCAAGACCUGGAAGAAGCGCUGGUUCGUCUUUGAUCGCAUGAAGCGCAAGGUGAUGUACUUCUCAGACAAAACCGAGAGCAAAUUAAAAGGGAUGGUGUGCUUUCAGGCCAUUGAGGAAGUUUAUGUCGAUCACCUGCGUACAGUGAAAAGCCCAAACCCAAAGCUGACCUUCUGCAUGAAGACAUUUGACAGGACUUACUUCCUGGUGGCGCCCACCCCAGAGACAAUGACCAUUUGGAUAGAUGUUCUCUUCACAGGAGCAGAGGGCUAUCAGCAGUUCUAUACAUGAGAACUAGAGAGUGGGAAGUGGCUGUGGGACUAAACUGUUUGUGGUUGAGUCACAAUCUGGUCAACAAAAUGGUCGCAAUGCCUCCAGCAGGUCUUCUCAGCAAGCACGUCCUCAUUUUUUUACCUUUGAAAAAGCGGAAAGCGCAAGCCUGGUGGGAGAUUAUGUUGGUUACAACAGGAAUACUGGGAUAAGACACUUGCUCCAUAGUUUUUAUUGUUUUGUUUAAAGAAUGCAUUAACAAAUGCGAAGAAUAGGCAAUGGAACCAUCCUUUUCACAGUGUUAGUCUAAAAAUAUGCAAAGAGAAGUGAAAACAAAUUCAUAGUUGCAAAUGAAGGAAACAAUGUAUAUAAAAACAUAUAUCUGAAUUAAUUAUCUUGAUCAUCGUUAGAGAAAUAUUGGUGCAGUGGCAUUUAGUUGUAAGGUUUUGCAGACUACUAUUACCUAAGAUACAGUUCAUGCAAACGUGUCUUUGACACCGGGUGUCGUGGCCCACCCGUGCACCUCCGUCGUUUCAAACUGCUGUUGGUACUGUUGUCGCCUCGUGGACCUCGUCACCAACCUGCGACCUGACCAUCCAUACCUUACAUCCUGUGCCUAACAGUGCUGCCCUCACUGGAGUACCUGGAGCAGCGAGGAUCCAGUGUUGCUGAGUGUGGCUGCUGUGUGUGUGAACCGUGGUGAUGACAAUUGUUUGCCCGACAGUGAUGGACUGGGGUCAGAGGGCAGCACAAGUCAAGAGCUUUACAAUGUGUGAUGGCGGUGUUUACGAUAUGCCGUAUGUGGAUUGUGAAUAUGUCACGACAUUAUGUCAGAGCAUAUGAGGUGAAAUUUUAUUUUGCAGACUGAAUAUGGGGCAAUUUUUUUUAAGUUUUGAAUGUGAAGAUUUCAAUUUCAGUAGAUUGGCUUACACACUUGCCAUUAGUAUCAAGAUAUAUUUUGACCACAAACUUGAUGUGAAAUAUUACUUAAGUGCUUCUGUUAUUUAAAAUAAGUAUUUGUACACAGGAAGACAACCAUAGUAAAGAAAGAAUAAAGACUGCAAAGUACAGCGGACAUUAAAAAGGAUAAAAAUAAAUCGUGUCUUAAAAAAAAAUGAAAUGAAAAUACGAAUACUGAUUUUAUUUUCGGCGUUUUUUCUUUUUACUUAUUUUACUCUAACAUUCAGAUUGCAUGUAGCAAAUGUAAUCAAAUGUUAAGGUAAUGGUAAUGAAGGGUUAUGUUUAAUGUUUCAGGCUCUAGAAAUAAAACUUUUUUAGUGUCAGUUAACGGGAGGUUGGUAUUAUGCAAGAUCAACUGUUUGAUGCAUCAGUUGUUUCCAGUUUAUGCCUCAUUAAUCAGACCUUAUUUGGAUGUCAUUGCAAGAGAAACUAUUACCGACCGUAAUAUCGCAGCCCUUGUUGAGCUUGUCAACCGGAAGAACAGAGACAAAGUGGUCCUGACAAUUAGAAUGUUCAGAUGUCAGCAUUGCACAAGCAAAGGUCAGAGAGCGCAGUGCUCUGGUAAUGAAAGCGAGGCUGUGAGAAAAAAUAGUCCAACAUAUUGCUGCCAGCUUUGGAUGCAGUUGAGAAAUGGUUUAGUGAUGCGUUUUGAAAACCUCUGUAAAUGUCCUUUGACCUGAAGCGCUGUUUGGCGAAUGAGGGACUGGGAGAGCUAGUAGGAUGAUUACAAUGUUGUUAUAGGAGGAAUGUAGCAGAAUCAAGUAGCUUUGAUGUUCAGACUACUGGUGAACCAUUCGUCUGUCCUUUGGUCACAGUGAAAGCCUUGGCCUUCAUCAUUCUGCAUUUAUAUUGACGGGAACACCACUGGUUUAUCUGUAAUCGGUGGGUGAUGAAAAUGAGAGAAACUUGUUCAUGCUUGUGGUGUUGUGAGAGUGAAUAUACUACUGCGAGUGUUUGUGAGUGUUUGGACAUGUGUAUCGAAUAUGAAUGGUAUAUUAGUUCCACUGGCCAGUCUGAUUGUAUGCAAGCAUGCUUGGUACCAUUGACAUUCUUGUUUUUUUUUCUUUUGAAAUAGUGUGUUCUUGAUGACCUAUUCCUUGUUUCUCAGUCGUCAGCCUUUUGGACACAAAAUUAUCCAUUCAAUUGCUGAAGAUUUCUAAAGGUCUUGUUAAAUAAAAUUGAAGGUUUGUGUACGUUCCAUUGAGUUCUUAAACGAGGGAACUAAACAUUGCAGCGAUUUUUAUAAAAUGACAUAUAGCUCAGUUCUCGUGAUUUUUGUCCUAUGUUUCUUGUCGUAUUUUCGUUUUCAUCAUAUAUCAUUCUAUAUCACUUUUCGGAAAAUAUACGUAAAGAAAAAUUUAACCGAAAAAUACAGCAGUCCACUUUUUUUAUGUUCAACUUUUUUGUGAAUUAAAAGACUUGAAAAAUAAACUAGGGAUUCAUAACAGUGAAAUUUUUAAUUUACACUUCACUUAGGAUGAACUUACAAGUAUUUUUUCAAAUCACUAUAGAGGUCCAAGUAAACAUUUUAGAAGCUUUAAGCUAACUUUGUUAUUUUGUGUGGCCAGUUGGUAGCCAACCUUCCCGUACCAGCCAGCAAGAGGACUGGCAUUGAUUAUCGCACUACAGGUUAAUGUGAACAUCACACAAUCAUUCAUUCCUGUCAUUUGAAAUCGUUUUUGUUCUGCUCUGUUGGCACCCCUAUAGAUUUUUCGAUCUCUCAACCUGGUUUUAAACUUAACGUGUACCUGGUGUUUGUUCGGAAGGAAUAACAGCUUUGCCAAAUGUAUAUUCAGAUAUUUUCUCUCACCAAGAUGAGACCAGAUACGAUUCACAGUUCAGAUGUAGUCAUUAUUUCAGUAUUUUGUGCAUUUUUAGAUGUUUAAUUUGAAGCAAUUCGCACAUGAGCUUCUGGCAGAUAAAAUGAUAAUAAAAAAGCACAACGACUGUCAUUCACCUGUCACAAAUGUAGAAGUAUUGUCAGAGAAUUUUAACAGAUCUCAGUUUAAGAAAAGAAUUUUAUUUCGGAAUCGUAUUGAGCUUUCAGUGACUCGAAACUACUUCCACAUAAAACAUGGGACUGGCAGCUGAGAAAAGCAUUUUAAUGACUUUUUAAUUUGGUUGUUUUUUUAUGUUGUUUUUUUUUUCAAUGAAAACGUUCUAUUAUCCUAAUUUUGUAAAUUGAAGAUGUAUGUUUCUGCUUAUUUAAAAUAUUAAGAUAUGGAAUGAAUUGUUUUUAAUGGACGAUAUCUUUCUUUCAUUAAGUGGCAUUUGUUUUAAAGUUUUAUUUCCAGUUCUGCGCUUGUUGAAUGCAUGCUGAAAAAAACUGAUAUAUUUGCAUUUAUUACAAUUUAUAUUUUUAAUUAUUAGGUUUUUACCUUUGUACACGUUUUACUGCUUUCAUUUUUACAUGGCUUAUGCUCAGUAUGGUCCGAAGUCACAUACACCUGCUUCAGUUAACGAAGAACGAGUAUGUGUUUGUGUUUCAUAUUUUGUAGGCUGUCGAAUGUAGGCUUCUAAAAUUAUUGAGAUUCCUUUCUCUCUUUCUUUAUUUCUUUCUUUCAACUGCCAAACUUGUAACGCCUUUUGUUUGGAGAAAACUCAUUAGGAAGAGUACAGUAGACCCGUUGUGAGGGAGAGCCCUCGCUUCUUUGCGGAGGAUGCUGUAGGCUCAUUAUCAGUAGUUUGUUAGAACACUGUACACUCAUUAUCCAAGCUGUUGCCCUGGCUUCGUGUGGAGAAGCUGGAGAUUCCUUCCCGAGCUUUGUCAUCCGUCCCUCCCAGCACCUGCGCUCCGACAGUCGUUCUCGUAUUUUCUCGCGGCGCGCGUGAAGUUGUGGAGAUCUCCUUUCCUGGCAUUUCCUGCCUGGUUCCUGACCUGGCGGUGUUCACACAACAAGACUAGAUUGAUGAACCACUCAGUCACUGCUAGUGCUUCCGGGCCUCACCAUUGGCGCUGCUUUUGUCUACGGUUGCCAUGGAGCCCUUUAGUCUCAGCGAUAAUCACAAAGAAAAUGGAACGAACGUCCAUGGUCUGUGAUGUUGCCUGGACAUGCUGAGGUUUAUUUGUUCAGAAGUUUUUCAACAAGAGUAGGACAGUAGUUCACAACAACCGCUUUGUACAGUAUACAAUUUGCUUUUAUGUCCAAGGGGUAGUUGAGCACGUGACAUUGAUAGUGUUUUCACGAGCGCGUUCUGGAUGAAGAAAACAAAACAAAACAACCAACAAAACAAACUUCAAGCCUUGUCAUUAUAAUCACAGUCUAUGCUCGUGCACAUGCACCAAAAGUUUCAUCACAUUGAACUAGUCUCCUGCUCGUUUCCACAAAAACUUACUGCAACCGUGAUACAUUAAGCGCCUUGCAGGCUGUGCGAGCAGAAUGAUAUACAUCACGUGACCAAACCAAAAAAAUGUUUCAGUUACCGCAGUUCUUGCACCUGUAAACUUUCUUUUUAUUCUGGACUUGAAAGACGCAGAGAGUCAUUACCAGCUGCCGCCUUUGUUUUACAGCUUGUGUGAUAAAUGUGCGGGCUUAUGUUUUGACGAAUAUGUCAGCUGGUGUAAGGCAUGUGUCCAAGACUAUUUAUGGAAAAAAGUAUAUUAAACCAUUUUUUUUUUUUAAUCAGAAGGGUGUGAUGAAUGCAUCUGAAAUUUAUACUCGAAAGCUGGAGACAGACGGUUUUACAAACAUUCUAUGGCAUGUACAAGUUUGAGAGUGCUCAGACGUUUUUUAAUUAUUCUUCAGACAUGUACAUGCAAAGCACGCAUGUCCAAAUAAAGAUAUAUAAGUAUGUAAA
Pomacea canaliculata is the source of this 9373-nucleotide messenger RNA. Its product is annotated as pleckstrin homology-like domain family B member 1. Gene Ontology annotation, molecular function: protein binding. The record is from RefSeq and is a predicted model, not a curated record. Lineage: Eukaryota; Metazoa; Mollusca; Gastropoda; Architaenioglossa; Ampullariidae.